Messenger RNA from Thlaspi arvense, 2331 nucleotides. NCBI's taxonomy places the organism in Eukaryota, Viridiplantae, Streptophyta, Magnoliopsida, Brassicales, Brassicaceae. The record is from the annotation of a GenBank genome assembly.
AAUAAAACCAAUUCCCAAAGAAUAAACUUCUCAAUGUCAACUCUCUCUUUAUCUCUCUUGGGUUCUCCUGUGUGACUCUGUCUCUUCUUCUUCGUUAGGUUCCACCAUAAAUCAACCAAACUCAUUCUCAGGCUCUCGAGAAACCAAUCUUCAAGCGGCUAAGCUUUUACAAUUUCUCAAUUCUCUUCGUCUUCCUUUUUUUUGACAAAUGGGAAAUGGAGUCACCACUUUGAGCGCCUGUUGUACCGGAACCGUCGCCGGUGAAAUUUCCCGGCGGUUCGACGUAUCUCUGAUUCACGACGGACUUGGCCACUCGUUCUGCUACAUACGACCGGAUCUCACCGGAUUAGUAUUACCUUCUUCUACGCCGGAGGUUCCUCUCCGGUCAGAACCAAUCCCAGAAACCACCACCACUUUCCGCUCAAUCUCCGGCGCAUCGGUCAGCGCAAAUCCCUCAACGGCUCUCUCCGGAGCUCCACCUACGGAUUUCGAUAGCUCGUACAGCUCCGCCGUCUCCGCCUCCGCAUUCGAGAGCUCCGGUAAUUUCGCUUCUCUCCCUCUUCAGCCAGUGCCGCGUGGCGCCACGUGGCAAUCGGGUCCGAUUGUUAACGAGUCAGGUCACGGCUCAGCUCCGUUUGAGCGUCGUUUCUUAUCGGGUCCGAUUGAAAGCGGAUUGUAUUCGGGUCCGAUCGAGUCGGCGAAGAAGGCGGAAAAAGAGAAACCGAAGAGGAUAGUGAGCAGCAAGAAAAGAAAACCCUCACCGAAAAAACCCAAAUCGAAGAAGAACUUUCUCACAUUUAAGUCCUUAUUCACGAAUCUAAUCUCCAACAAUAAACCUCGCUCCAAGAAGAGCGUGAUCGAGCCGAUCAACGGUGCUGAUUCACCAGAUUCCGAUCAUCAUCAUCAACCUGAGAUCAAUUCCUCAAGAAGCGACGAAAACCCUAAAUUUGACGAAGGAGAAGCUAAGGAAGAAGAAGAGAGCAUCGACUCUGUUUUGGACGUUCAAUGGGCUCAGGGGAAAGCAGGGGAAGAUCGUGUACACGUGGUUGUCUCUGAAGAAAACGAAUGGGUUUUUGUCGGAAUCUACGACGGAUUCAGCGGUCCAGAUGCGCCGGAUUAUCUCCUCAACAAUCUAUACACCGCCGUGCACAAGGAACUCAAUGGGUUACUCUGGAACGACGAAAAGCUCCCAACUUUUGGAGAAAACGGCGAAACCCAGGUCGGAAAAUGUUCCGAUGAGGACGAUUCCGAUUCGGUCAAAGAGAAUUGUCCCGUGACGACGAACAUUGACGAUGCGGUUGCUUGUGGUGCAAGAAAUCAAGAGAAGAGUGUGAAAUGGAGAUGCGAGUGGGAGAACAAAUCAAACAACAAGACCAGAUUAUCUGAUAACAAAUCAAAUUCGACGACAAGAAACCAUAAAGAUGUUCUUAAAGCUCUUUUACAAGCGCUUAGGAAAACCGAAGAGGCCUAUUUAGAGUUAGCUGAUCUGAUGGUUAAAGAGAAUCCAGAAUUAGCACUGAUGGGAUCUUGCGUCCUCGUGACAAUGAUGAAAGGAGAAGAUGUUUAUGUGAUGAACGUUGGAGAUAGUCGAGCAGUGUUAGCCCGGAACCCUAAUUUUGCGAUUGGAAGAAAGAGGCAAAAGGAGUUGGGGAGAAUUAAGGAAGAUAGCUCAUUAGAAGAUAAAGAAAUGUUGAUGAAUGGAGCAAUGCGUAAUAGUUUGGUUCCUCUACAGCUUAACGUGGAACAUAGCACAAGAAAUCAAGAGGAAGUGAGAAGAAUCAAGAAGGAACACCCUGAAGACGAUUGUGCAGUAGAGAAUGAUAGAGUAAAAGGUUAUCUUAAGGUCACUCGUGCAUUUGGAGCUGGAUUUCUCAAACAGGUUGAAUCUUUCAUCUCUACUUUUCCUGAAGGCGAUCCAGCUCAGCAUUUGAUCCAAGAAGUCCUACUUCGUGCUGCCAACAAAUUUGGUAUGGAUUUUCAUGAACUACUGGAGAUACCACAGGGUGAUCGGCGGAGGUAUCAUGAUGAUAUAUCAGUGAUUGUUAUCUCACUUGAAGGAAGAAUAUGGAGAUCGUCGAUGUGAAUUUUAUUGUUUUUUUCAUAUAUCUCAAUCUUUUUAAGAAAUAAUUACAAUAUUCGAUCGGGUUGGGUUUUUUCUCUCUCUAAUUCCGAUUUGAUUAUUUUUCAUAUGGUGUAUUUAAUGUUUACCUAAAUAGUUUAGUGAAAACACACAUCAAAAGUGGGCAUAUAAAAAUAUUAUUCUUUGGCUUUUUUUUGGUUAUAUGGGAAUUGGGUGCUUCUUCUAUGUAUACCAAAUCAAAUUUAUUGAUU